AUGUGGCCAUCAUCGUCGCUCCUUUUAUCCUCUCUGGCUCUGAGAUUUGCAGCAGUCAACGCGCAGGCUCUGGCCACUGUCACCUAUGGCCCCAGCGGGCCUUGUCCAGUGCCAUCCGUGACCAGCGUCGUGGUUGUGCAGGCGGGAUACUACAGCUCUUUCUUUCAGUCAGCCUCGCAAAUUGUGAACCUUUUUGGCAACGGUGAAACGGUUACGAUUGAGAAUGCCCCGACGACGUACAUCACGAACACAUACAUCACCACGACCAUCAUCUCCACGGUCACGAGCGUGGUCAGCCCUUCAACUACCUCAAGUACCUCAACUAGCCCAAUAACUUCCACAACUCCGUCCGGUAGUGCGAGUGUUGGGCCGGUGACUACAAGUGCGGCUCCUGCCUCGUCGCUCUCAACGUCCAUCUCCACAACCUCCACACCAACCUCGACCUCGACCUCUCCGGGGCCCUCAACAACUUCCACGACAGAAUUCACUCCUAUCCCGCCCCCUGCUACGACUCCCACCCCGCCACCAGUUCUGACUUCUACAUCGGUUGACGCCGAAGGAAACACAAUUUUAGUCCCGAUUACACAGCCGCCACUGACUCUGGGUGAAGGUCUGCCCUCGGGAACCGUGACCGAUCUUCCUGCAUCGUCAGCCGUCAUCAUUGGCAUUGCAGUCGGUGGUCUCGGCGGUUCGAAGGUGAAGAGACAAGAUUCAGGCACGCAGGCGCAAGCCUCUCAGCUGCUUUCGGGGGAUGAUGGCGGCUCCAGCAACGCAUGUGACGUUGCCGUGAGAUAUUUUCUCCAAGGUGGACAGCUGACGGAUGGUACCGCUGUGGUCGGUCGUAACACUACCGACUACGCUGCUGUCAUAACUCCUGAUCCCGAUUUCAACAAUGUCACCACCGUGUUUGCGUUUGUUAAUGGCAUUUUGCAGUGGGACUCGCCUGACCAAGGCCUUGGUAGUUUUUAUCACUGCGGUGAUAAUAAGGUGUGGGCGGGCUUCCCGUCUCCUCCACGGCCUGAUUGCUACGAUGUCACCCUGGGCGGCAUCGCCGCCAGCGCUUGUCCGGUGCCGUAUAGGGAUCCAGACGUUAGUACCUCGUCAACGACUAUUUCCUCGAGCACUUCAACCUCAACGGAUGUGGCGUCCACCACCACCACCGAAGUGACCACGACCACGACCACUGAUACCGAGAGUCCGACAUCGCCCACCACAACUCCCGAACCGAGUUCCUCGAGCGACCAAAGCUCGACUGAGUCGUCAGCGAUAUCGUCCCCUUUUUCAAGUUCGGCACCAGUCGUUACAAGCUCCCUGGGCCAGACUACCGAGUCCACUGUGGUUUCAGCCUCCUCGAAUGCCCCGCCCGCCACGACAACACCUGCGUCUACCGGCUCGCCGUCCUCAGCGCCGUUUGGGACGAGCUCUUCAAUUGUUCCUCUACAGUCAAGCUCAACGAGCAUAGCGCCUGUGCAAUCGAGCUCUACAAGCAUCCCUCCUGCACAGUCAAGCUCAACAAGCGCUGUGUCUGUACAUUCCAGCUCGGCAACUGUUCCGCCCGUGCCGUCAAGUUCAACAAGCCCAGCACCGGCACAAUCGAGCUCGACAAGUAUGCUCCCUUCACAGCCAAGCUCGUCGGGCACUGUCGUUACCUCAUCAAGCUCCACCAGUGUUCCUGUGCAAUCCAGCACGACUGCUGGAGCCGCACCGACAACGGUCGUGACCAGUGUUUCCUCUGGCAUUUCUUCAAGUGGAAGCACUGGCGGAGGCACGAGUGGAUCAAGCUCUACAUCGGCACGCAUCUCCGAGUGCGAGCAAUCCUGGCUCGACGACCCCAGCAGGUAUAGUGUCUUCCUCUCUUUCCUCAUCCACUGUCCUCCCCACUUCAAGCACUACAUCCUUGUCCCCAAGCAGCAGCUCUAUAAUAGCAACCACGUCGUCCUCGGCGCCAGCAGCUGGGACCUCAUCGACAAAUGCCGCAACGACACCUGGCAAUACUUCCUCCCUAGCCACUACGCCCUCUGUAUCAAGCACAAGUUCUCUGGCGGCAAAUUCCCAGUCGACAAGUCUGGUCUUGACGAGCCUUACGACGACGGUCAACUCUUUGCCAACGACGUCCUUAAGCCCCGGUUCCACGACAGAUAA
Fonsecaea erecta is the source of this 2142-nucleotide messenger RNA. RefSeq lists its product as hypothetical. Lineage: Eukaryota; Fungi; Ascomycota; Eurotiomycetes; Chaetothyriales; Herpotrichiellaceae. Bases 1 to 2142 code for a protein of 713 amino acids. The transcript has 2 exons. The record is from RefSeq and is a predicted model, not a curated record.